AUGGAACCCCCUUCGUCUGCUACCUGGGCCAAUUCAGUAGCCUACUACAACGGCCGUGUUUACACUGUCAAUGAAGCCCAAACAUGGGUAGAAGCCUUUAUAGUCAACGAGACUGGGAUCUUUGAAGCCGUCGGAACCACUCAGGAGAUUAUUGCCAUAGCUGACAAGCGCAAACUCGUCCGGUUCAACCUACGACAAAAAUUCAUCAUGCCAGGCAUUCACGAUGCUCAUGCCCACAUGUACUUUGCCGGGCUGGCUGAAACGAGCGAAGCUGCAGUUGAACUUGAACCAAAUGAUAGCAGGAUUGCAGAAAAGAUUCACGAGGGCCAUUGCAUGUGUUCUCACACCGGAGAGCGGCACGAUUGGAUUCUCAGCAAUUCCUACCUUGCAGUUCAUUUUCCAGACAAUGUUCCAGAUCGUCGUUAUCUCGAUGACAUUUUUCCAGAUCGCCCGGUCCUGAUCCGCGAACUCUCUGCACACAGAAUAUUACUUAACACGACUGCCUUGGAACGGCUCAAUAUCAAUGAUGAUAUACUUGACCCCCCGGGCGGCCGAUACGUACGUCGAUCUGAUGGAACGUUGAGUGGUGAGAUCUAUGAGAAUGCCAUGGACAAAGUUUGGAGUGCAAUCCCUUUCCCACCAAUGUCUCAGUACAAACGAGCGUUAAGCCGCGCCGUGUCCAUAUGUCACUCAUAUGGUAUCACAUCUGCUCAAGAGGCCACUGCCAGCACCAUGGAACUGCAUGCUUUCAGAGAGCUUGAAGCUGAAAACCGGCUAGACUUUGAUAUCUACACGCACAUUGUCAGCGCCCCUGGUGGUAUUGUUGGCGAGUCCGAAGAUAGCCUCGCUGCUCAGAUCAGCAUCGCUGAAGGAUUUCGAACGAAGCAUAUCCAUCCGCGUUUUAUCAAAUUUAUACUGGACGGCGCACCUAUGGCGCCCAACUUCACUCAUGCCGAGCUUGAUGCGGAGGGAAACAUUGAUCCACGCUUCUUGGUAGUUCCGCAGGACACUCUCUUGGAACGCGUCAAACAUUAUGAUGCUAAGGGUUUCACCUGUAAGCUCCAUGCUGCAGGCGAAGGAAGCACUAGACUAGCUUUGGAUACCAUUGAAACUGUUCGAGCGCUGAAUCCGAAUGGUCCAAGGCAUGAGAUCGCCCACUGCAACUCGGUUCAUGUCGACGAUGUGAAGCGAUUUGCUCCGUUGAGGAUAACCGCAGAGAUGUCUCCAGCCGUUUUCCACUACGAAGAAAUGAUCAGGGCCAAUCCCAACUUCUUCAACUGGGACUUUAUUGGAAUGCACAAGACCGGUGCCCUUACAACCAUAGGCUCAGAUUGGGUGGUUGUCCCCACGCCAAACGUGCUGCCUUCAGUGGCUUGUCUCGUUGAGCCAAUUGGGGCCGGUGUUAAAACUGAUGUAGAUGACGGUCAAACAGACUUGCAAAAGGGGAAGCCGAGCUAUCAUCCGGAUGUUAACCCUGAGCGGUGCUGA
Penicillium cosmopolitanum is the source of this 1488-nucleotide messenger RNA. RefSeq names its product amidohydrolase. The record is from RefSeq and is a predicted model, not a curated record. The coding region runs from base 1 to 1488 and encodes 495 amino acids. Gene Ontology annotation, molecular function: hydrolase activity, acting on carbon-nitrogen (but not peptide) bonds. The transcript is spliced from 2 exons. Lineage: Eukaryota; Fungi; Ascomycota; Eurotiomycetes; Eurotiales; Aspergillaceae.